UUUUUAUAAACAGCCCUUAAAAGGCUCCUGGUGCGCAUAACCCGUCACCAAAGCAGACAAAAAAUUUCUCCAUUGCCGGCACAGAGAAAUUUGGAGAGAUGGCUCUUUCAAAAGCUCUCAAUUUCUGCAGGAGUGUUUCCACAGUUUCUUCCGAACUAUUACGUGUUUGCAUCGUGGGGAGCGGGCCUGCUGGGUUCUACACUGCCGAUAAGAUUUUGAAAGCUCACGAGGGAGCUGAAGUUGAUAUAGUUGAUCGGUUACCUACGCCAUUUGGAUUAGUCAGGUCCGGAGUGGCUCCUGAUCAUCCUGAAACAAAGAUUGUAACGAACCAGUUUUCUCGGGUUGCUCAAAAUAGACGUUGCUCGUUCAUUGGGAAUGUCUCUCUUGGAGCCUCUAUAUCUUUGGCUGAGCUGCGUGAAUUAUAUGAUGCGGUGGUGCUUUCUUAUGGAGCUGAAAGUGAUCAAGCUCUAGGAAUACCCAAAGAAGAUCUAUCUGGGAUAUACGCUGCCAGAGAAUUUGUUUGGUGGUAUAAUGGCCACCCAGACUGCCGAAAUCUGGCACCAGAUUUGAAGAGCUCCGAUACUGCUGUUAUUAUUGGUCAGGGAAAUGUAGCUCUUGAUGUGGCACGUAUCCUUUUACGACCAACUAGUGAAUUGGCAACAACUGAUAUCUCCUUCCAUGCUUUGGCAGCUUUAAGCGAGAGCUCCAUUAGAAAAGUGUAUUUGGUUGGAAGACGUGGAGCAGCACAAGCAGCCUUCACGGCGAAAGAACUGCGUGAAAUUCUACGAAUCAAGGACCUAUCCAUUGAAAUUCGGGAAGCGGAUUUAAGUAAAACCCCAGCAGAUGAGGAAGAACUAAAGAAUAACCGGAUUAAAAGGAGAAUUCAUGAACUGCUCUCUAAGGCAGCCACUCCUGCAACUUCCGUAUGCAAUCCAGGUCAAAAAGAACUGCACUUUGUUUUCUUCAGGAAACCAGACAGGUUCCUGGAAUCAGAUUGUAGAAGUGGUCAUGUUGCUGGUUUGCGGGUGGAGAGGACAAUUCUUAAAGAAGAUGUUGGCUCUGGGAAACAAAUUGCAGUUGGUACUGGACUUUUUGAAGAAAUGGAAUGCGGUCUGGUAUUGAAGAGUGUUGGUUACAAGUCGAUACCUGUUGAUGGCUUGCCUUUUGAUCACCGUAAAGGUAUUGUUCCAAAUGUUCGGGGACGAGUGUUAAGUGAAGCUUCUGAAGAUGCACAAGUCGAGAAAGGCUUGUAUGUAUGUGGGUGGUUGAAGAGAGGACCAACUGGGAUAAUUGCUACAAAUCUUUACUGUGCUGAAGAAACUGUCGCUAGCAUAUCAGAAGAUGUUGAGAGAGGAGUGGUAACAUCAAGAUCUGGCAUAUCUAAGCCCGGAAGGGAGGGCCUCCUCCAAUUGUUAGAUAGCAGGAAUGUCAAAAUUGUUCCAUUUGGUGGCUGGGAAAAGAUAGACAGUGAAGAGAAAAGAAGAGGUAGUCUGAAAAACAAACCCAGGGAAAAGCUUACCUCUUGGCAGGAUUUAUUAGAAGUUGCCACCAAGUGAUAAAAGUGUCUCCAAGAUGGCAGAUUUUGCUUACAUCUGUGGUUUUAUGGUAAAGCCCGAACUCUAUAACUCUUUCAGAUGUGAGCAUUGUUAUUAGCUCUCGGCAUUUAGAGAAUUUGCAGUGCAUUCUUUCUUAGAAAACAUGAGAAAUAAUCGGUUAGCUCUGUUUUGAGCUCUU
Solanum verrucosum is the source of this 1734-nucleotide messenger RNA. RefSeq names its product NADPH:adrenodoxin oxidoreductase, mitochondrial. The record is from RefSeq and is a predicted model, not a curated record. Gene Ontology annotation, molecular function: oxidoreductase activity. The transcript has 13 exons. The coding region runs from base 99 to 1556 and encodes 485 amino acids. NCBI's taxonomy places the organism in Eukaryota, Viridiplantae, Streptophyta, Magnoliopsida, Solanales, Solanaceae.